AUGAAUGGGGCCGAGGCCAAGGAAUGGCAGCAAGCAGAGGUUGUGGUACUCGAUGCCAUGACCGUUAAUGACGUAUUCGACAUUGUCCCUCCCCAAGCAGAGGACAAAUCUAUCCGAUGCCAAUGGGUGUACGCCAAGAAGAACGAUAGCGAAGGCCACUCGAUUGAUGGCCAAUGGCUUCUUGCAACGUCAUGGAAUCGGCAUCUUCGAAUCAUGCUCGCCG
Aphanomyces invadans is the source of this 223-nucleotide messenger RNA. RefSeq lists its product as hypothetical. NCBI's taxonomy places the organism in Eukaryota, Oomycota, Saprolegniomycetes, Saprolegniales, Verrucalvaceae. The annotation marks the transcript as partial. The record is from RefSeq and is a predicted model, not a curated record. The transcript has a single exon.